Molecule: messenger RNA, 531 nt
Organism: Amoebophrya sp. A120
Lineage: Eukaryota; Dinophyceae; Syndiniales; Amoebophryaceae
Source: the annotation of a GenBank genome assembly
AUGUCGACUUUCACUGCGUCAUCAUCACUAGCCAUAGUGCCAAGAGCCGCAGACGCAAAAGGCAGAGGAGAGAGAGAGCACGCGCUCGACCCUAUUCAAAAAAAAAAGAAAAGAUCGCAAAAGAAAGUAAAGAAAACCCCAAAAGCGACACAGAUUGGGAGCCGAGUCUCCGGGGUCAUAGAAACAAAAAAAAAAGAAAUCGACAAAGAGAGGAGACGAAGCUGCAGGUGGUUGGACGACCUGGACAUAACUUCGGUUCCCCAGGAAGUUCAGCGGCGUCUAGGUUACCGGGCUACGACAUUUUGUUGUAGCUUGUCUGGUUCUCCGGAACCUAAGGUCUUGCGUUUCUGCCUGACUUCGAAAGAUCUCACGCUGAGAUACUUCCCGAAGGUUAGUCGGGGGCUGAACAGGCAGCAAGCCGCUGACCUGUUCUGUACGCCAUUGCUGAUGAGGUGGUUGCUUUGGCUGACUCCAAUUGCGAGGCCGGUCACCGCUAAAUCGGGUGGUGCCUCGCCUUGCAAGAUGUUUUAG